This is a messenger RNA of Megalobrama amblycephala (Wuchang bream), 3236 nucleotides long. It is a transcript of the gene itfg1, whose product is annotated as integrin alpha FG-GAP repeat containing 1. NCBI's taxonomy places the organism in Eukaryota, Metazoa, Chordata, Actinopteri, Cypriniformes, Xenocyprididae. Bases 49 to 1866 code for a protein of 605 amino acids. Gene Ontology annotation, cellular component: plasma membrane. The transcript is spliced from 18 exons. The record is from RefSeq and is a predicted model, not a curated record.
UGUACUCCGCGGGCUGCCGUAGAACGACGUGCCGUGUUCCAGUUUGUGAUGUUCGAAGCUAACAGCAAAAUGUUGCUGUCAUGGGCUUGUGUUUUGACGUUAUCAUUAAGUUUUAUCGGACAACAUGUCACGUUUGCAUUGCAGGACGUUACUAGGGAUUUAUUUGCCUCGGAGAAUCAUGGUACAGUCGCGGCUUUCGGUGACUUCAACUCUGAUAAACAGACUGACAUUUUCAUCAUCAGGAAGCGAUCUGAGCUGUUGAUUUUCUUGGCUGAUCUAAAAGCUCCUUAUUUCAAACCUAAAGUCCAUCUGACUAAAGAGGUUUUCCCUAGUGACUUCAGCAUAACCAGUGUGGUCCCGGGUGAUUACGAUGGAGACUCUCAGAUGGAUGUGCUUCUCACUGGCCACUCAAAGGGCUCCUCACAGACAACUGUCUUCAUCUUCUGGGGACAUAACCAAACUUUGGACCAGAGUGAAAGGGUGGAGCUUAACAGGACUUUUGAUGAUCAGCCCCUCAUCAUGGACUUUAAUGGGGACAUGGUUCCAGACAUUUUUGGAUCUGCUGGUGGUUCAUCAGAGGUUUGCUAUCUCAGGAACAGAGAACAAAAAUAUGAGAAGGCCCUCGGAUCUGAUGUCAAAAUGCGCAUCCCUCAUUCUAAUGCUUUCAUUGACCUUAACAAGGACUUCACUGCCGAUUUGUUCCUCACCACCGAAUCAAAUACAUUUGAGACCUGGAUUAAUAAGGACGGGAACUUCACCAGAACCCUGCCUGGAAAAGCUCCAAAUAAUACAGUGCAAGUGGGUCAAUCUGCAUUUGUAGACUUCGAUGGUGACGGCACCCAAGACCACCUCUUGCCAGUCUGUAUGGAUGAUUCAUGUGGCAAAAGUGCAAUUUACCUGGCCAAGACUGGAGGGACAAAGUGGGUGCCAGUGCUGACAGACUUCAGAUGGAAGGAUUCUGUGUGGGGCUUUGUGCCCCUUCAAGGUAGUUCCGCUUCGGAAGAACUGCAAAUUCCCAUCACCCUGCACUUAGGAGACUAUAACUUAGAUGGCUUUCCCGAUGCCCUCGUCAUCCUCCGUAACACCAGCAGUGGCAGCACGCAGCAGCAGGCGUUCCUGCUGGAGAACGUGCCGUGUAAUAACGCAAGCUGUCGGGAUGUGGGCCGCAUGUUCCAUGUGCACUGGGAACAGUCAGAUCUCAGUGCCAUCCCCAAGGCUGUUGUGGCCACUUUUUUUGACAUCUAUGAGGACGGAAUAUUAGAUAUGAUUGUGCUCAGCAAGGUGGAAAAGGAAGACCUCGUCAUCCACGCUUUGAAGAACAACUAUGAGGCCGACGCAUAUUUCGUAAAAGUGAUUGUGCUCAGUGGUCUGUGCUCCAAUGAUUGUCCAGAGAAUGUUAAGCCCUUCGGUGUGAAUCAGCCUGGCCCGUAUGUCAUGUACACAUCAGUGGACUCGAACGGUUAUCUAAAGAACGCGUCUGCGGGGCAGCUCAGCCAGUCAGCUCAUCUCGCACUCCAGCUGCCCUACACCGUGCUCGGUCUGGGGCGCAGCGCCAACUUCCUGGAUCACCUGUUUGUGGGCAUCCCCCGACCCCCUGGAGGGAAGGAUGUGAGGAAACAGGAGUGGACCGCUAUCAUUCCUAACUCCCAGCUCAUCGUUAUACCAUACCCACAGAAUGACCCGCGCAGCUGGAGUGCGAAGCUCUACCUUACCCCGAGUAAUAUAGUCUUAUUGACAGCGAUAGCACUGAUUGGUGUGUGCGUCUUUAUUCUCGUCAUCAUUGGGAUACUGCACUGGCAGGAGAAGAAAGCAGAUGACCGGGAGAAGAGACAGGAGGCCCAUCGCUUCCAUUUUGAUGCCAUGUGAGCAUUAUGGGUAAACACUGAGAAGAUCGGGUCUGCUUUCAUUUCAGUGGUUUAUUUAAUUUAAUAAUUUAUUUUCUUUCUUUUUUUUCACACUGGAGCAUUUUUAUGCAUUUAAUAAUGUCUGAGGAAUCUAUCAGAGGAAUCUAUCAAAAUAUGAAUGGUUUGAACAGUGAUGUGCCUCUGUAGAUCUGUUGACAUCUGAAGAGAAAAUGUUUCUGUCAAGUUUGUUUACAUGAUUCUAAACGCAUAAUGAUGUUUGCACAUUGAGAAGAAGUGUUUGGUGCCAUUUUCUGUACUUUGUUUUGGCAUAUAGGCGUUUCCUUGCAUUGUUAAAGUAACAGGUAAAUGUCAAGUGGGCAGAAACAGAACUGUUUUUGAAGGACUUAAUUAGUUGUCUUCCUUUAUGUGUAUGGAAUGGAUGUGACUGUGUGAUAGUUGUUUCACUUCACUAAUUUCCUUUAAAAAAAUAAACGCUUUGAAUCUAAGCGUUACAUAAGGCCCCCGUCAACAAAAGUGUGUUCUGUAAACUAAUUUUAUUAGGCAUUUUGAUGUAUGGAACCAAAAAAACUGAGUUAUUAAAAACUGCAUCACUCUAUUACAAUAAAGUAUUGCUUUAGCUAUCAACACUCAGUCCCAACCACUUCCAAAUGAUUCCCCAAUGUUUGUUUCAAUUUAUUAACAUGCCAUCGGAUGUAAACAUUCUAUAGAAAGUCCCCGACCCUAAUUGUCCAUAGUCAACAUAAAGCAGGUCGCUCUGUUUCUACAUGUCUUCAUUUUGCAUUCUAGUAAUUCCUACUGUGUCCGCCUUUCCGAUUGUCAGGCACAGUUAUCAGUACUUAAACUCUGGGUUGUUUUUCCAUUGUCACUGAUGCCUUUAGGUAUUUUUCCUUGAUUUCUAAAUGGGUUUAUUUAUUUCUUCUACCUAUUUUUAAAACACUGUAUUGUAAUUAUGUGCUGCUGAAGAAUGUUUAGUGUGAAGGGUUUUGUUCUUAGCUGUAUAUAUCUGACAGGUGCUCUGAUCAAUGUAUUAAUUUAUAUGCUAAUCUCUUUUACCUUUAUGUGGUGGUGUUAUGGUGCACUCUAUGCACAUUAAUUAAGCAGUUUCACUUCCAAAGGCAAAAUCAGUUGUCAAACCACCAAUAAUACAGCUGCAUACUAGACUUGCAUGUUAACUAGCAUACAAUUCAUGCAGAUGGUUUUUGCUAAUUGUUUCUGGUCAGUCCAUAUUGGUCCUAACAGGUUGUGCAUCUGUGCUCUGUUUUAAUUAAUUAAUCACAUGCGUUGAAAUGCUGUUUGUCAGUAGAUGUUUUUUUUUUUUUUUUUUUUUUUGAAUGUUGUAUUGAAAAAUAAACAUGACCAAAUUCUUUAUUA